This is a messenger RNA of Cyphellophora europaea CBS 101466, 309 nucleotides long. RefSeq lists its product as uncharacterized. The coding region runs from base 1 to 309 and encodes 102 amino acids. The record is from RefSeq and is a predicted model, not a curated record. The transcript has a single exon. NCBI's taxonomy places the organism in Eukaryota, Fungi, Ascomycota, Eurotiomycetes, Chaetothyriales, Cyphellophoraceae.
AUGGGAUACGCCAGUCGCGCCAGUCAACCUCUCCAUGCAUCAUCAAUGCAUCGACAGAAAUUACUGGAACAGCCUCGGUCAAUCUCAAUUCUGUCCCGACGGCAGCACGAUUCAUCCAACAUCAAGCAGUUUCCCAACCUGGACACAGCAAAUGCCACAAUUUGGCUGCCACCCCGCAGCGAUCCAUGCUCAGCAGCCCUUUGCCCCUGCAAUGUAUCAGACGCCGCCACAGUCUUCUUCCAACUUCAUGCCACAGCCGCCGUUAGCGAGCCCAAUGAUGCAGUCGCAGAGUCCGCAAUUGCCAACUAA